This is a messenger RNA of Pelobates fuscus (common spadefoot toad), 2620 nucleotides long. RefSeq names its product spliceosome associated factor 1, recruiter of U4/U6.U5 tri-snRNP (gene SART1). The transcript has 21 exons. The coding region runs from base 82 to 2391 and encodes 769 amino acids. NCBI's taxonomy places the organism in Eukaryota, Metazoa, Chordata, Amphibia, Anura, Pelobatidae. Gene Ontology annotation, biological process: maturation of 5S rRNA; mRNA cis splicing, via spliceosome. Gene Ontology annotation, cellular component: U4/U6 x U5 tri-snRNP complex. The record is from RefSeq and is a predicted model, not a curated record.
GACGCUAAGCUUUCGUGACGUCAGAGUCGCGACUCCAGUGGCCGACAUCUUGGGUAACGAAAGCUACACGGCGAUUUCAGUAUGGGCUCCUCUAAGAAGCAUAAGGAGAAGGAUCGUGAUCGCGAUGUUGCUGCAGCAGCAAGCGGAGGAGAUGAGCGACACAGAGAGCACAAAAAACAUAAGCACAAAGAACGAGAGCGUGAGAGGCGCAAGAGGUCUCGAGAGAGGGGGAGAGAAAAACCACGUGAUAAAGAAGGACGGCCCAGGUCCAGCAAGGAUGGAGAGUCUCGGAGGAUAAAAAAAGAGAAGUUGGACCCUGUGUUUGAUAAUGCUGCUGGUGUCAAAUCUGCUUCUGGAGAUUCUUCACUGAGUAUUGAAGAGACCAACAAACUUCGUGCAAAACUUGGCUUAAAACCCCUGGAAAUGAACACUGUCAAAAAUGAAACUGGCAGUAAAGAAGACCCUGUAGCUGCUGCAGUUAUUAAUCCAUUAAUUCUCCGACAGCAGCAGGAGCUAAGAGAGAAGUUAGCAGCCGCAAAAGAGAAGAGGUUGCUGAACCAGAAGUUGGGCAAAAUUAAAUCACUAGGAGAUGAUGAGCUGUGGUUGGAUGAUACCGCUGCUUGGAUUGAGCGAAGCAGGAAACUUCAGCUAGAAAAGGAUAAGGCUGAAAAGAGGGCAAAACUUCUUGCAGAAAUGGAUGAAGAGUUUGGGGUGUCCAAUCUUGUAGAGGAAGAAUUUGGUCAAAAGAAGCAUUACACCUCCCAGGAUUUGCAAGGCCUGACUGUAGAGCAUAAAAUCGAGUCAUUCACUGAAGGAAAGACUGUAAUUCUCACACUUAAGGAUAAAGCUAUCUUAGAUGAAGAUGAAUCUGAUGUGUUGGUGAAUGUGAAUAUGGUGGACAAAGAGAGAGCAGAUAAAAAUGUGGAGCUGAAGAAGAAAAAGCCUGAUUACAAACCAUAUGCAGAGGAGGAGAAUGUAGAAGACAUGGCCAUUUUACGACACAAAUCCGUGCUGUCAAAGUAUGAUGAGGAGAUUGAGGGUGAGAAAAAGAAAUCUUUUCGCUUGGAGUCUGGUGGAUUGGCAGAUGGGUCUUGGGAAAAGGAACUGCAAAAUAUUCGUGAAUCCUUACAUAAACAGGCACAAACACUUGAGUUGCCAGGAAUGAAGAUCGCAUCUGAAUAUUUCUCACCAGAGGAAAUGGUUUCAUUUAAAAAAACAAAGCGCAAAGUGAAAAAGAUUAGAAAAAAAGAGAAGUCCGUUCGGGUUGAGGACCUCCUUGUGAUGGGGAGUAGUACACGAGAAAAUGAUUAUGGGUCCAGGGUUCGUGGACGUGGCCGAAGGCGUGUGGAGCAGUCAGAUGAGGAACCCGAGGUGGAGCUACCUGAAUUAGUGCCACGGUCUGAUGAUAUUAGAGUGGAAAGUAUGGAUAUAAGCGACCAAGAAGAUGGAGGCUCUCCUGUUGUUUUAGAAGAAGAUGAACUGGAGAUAGAGUUGCAGAAACAGCUAGACAAAAGCAGGAGAUUGAAACAGAUCCAGCAGCAGAAGGACAGCAGUGAGAAGAUUGUGACUUUGGUGAAGAAGUUGGACACUCCAACAGGUCAAGAAAUAGAUGAGGAUGAUGAUGACAAGAAAGGAUCCAUUGUGUUUAAUGCAACAUCUGAGUUCUGCAGAACACUUGGUGAAAUUCCGACAUAUGGCCUUGCAGGAAACCGGGAGGAUCAAGAGGAUUUGAUGGACUUUGAGAAGGAUGAGGAGGAGUCUGGAAAUGAGGGUGGAGAUUCUGAUGGAGAUGAAAACCUUGGCUGGAGCAUGGUGAACCUUGAUGAGGAAAAGAACCAACAAGAUUAUUCUGCAUCUUCCACUACCAUCUUGGAUGAAGAGCCAAUUGUGAACCGAGGUCUUGCUGCUGCUUUACAUUUGUGUCAAAAUAAAGGUCUGUUAGAAACAACUGUACAAAAGGUUGCCCGUAUAAAAACAUUUACCAAAUCACUUCCAUCUGCUGUCUACUGCAUAGAAGACAAAAUGGCUAUAGAUGAUAAGUAUAGUAGAAGAGAGGAGUAUAGGGGGUUCACACAAGACUUCAAGGAGAAAGAAGGUUACCGGCCAGAUGUCAAGAUAGAAUAUGUAGAUGAAACUGGAAGGAAACUCUGUCCCAAGGAGGCUUUUCGGCAAUUAUCUCAUCGAUUCCAUGGGAAAGGCUCUGGUAAAAUGAAGACUGAGAAACGCAUGAAGAAGCUUGAUGAGGAAGCGCUUCUGAAGAAGAUGAGCUCCAGUGACACACCUCUUGGUACUGUAGCAUUGCUACAGGAGAAGCAGAAAGCUCAGAAGACCCCAUAUAUUGUGCUCAGUGGAAGUGGAAAGAGUAUGACUGCGAAUACACUCAUUAAGUGAGGAGAGUAAAACUAUCAGAUUUUAAUAUUCUAUAUUCUGACUGAUGUACAUAUUCCUGGGAUAUCACCAGUACAUAAUCCAGUUUGGAAGCAAGGGGUUUUUAGACAUCUGAUCAGCGUCUUCAAGCCAUUUGGAUGCCUUGAUUCUGGUCUACAUAUGUAGGCCUCUUGGCUGCAAAUUAGAGAGCACCCACUGCAUUUGAAUAUUUUUUUUUUUGUUUUUUUUGUUU